CUGGCCAUGCAGUGAGACUCCGUGGCCAUCAUGCACGAUUCCCUUUACUCCGGAACGAGGGGACGACUGCUUGCACGUCACUCGAUGGAUGAGGAUGGCUCGCCAGGAAGAGCCGUCUUGUCCGUUUGGUGUGAGGUAUUAUUUAUAUAAAACUGCCGCGUCCUUGCUGCAGAGCAUGCGAUCACUUUCUCCCGUUCCAAUAACUAUGCUCUUGGACUGUGAGCAGAGACAAGCCUGUGUCAGAGUGAAUAGUUGUCCAUCGAGAUGCCGUCUCUCAGGACCCCGUCCCCGCUGCGGCUUGUCACCAAGCCUAUGAGCUCUGGCAGAGAACAGCACCAGCUGGAUCCAAAUGGAGAGAUUACUCUUUUGAUGACCCGGUUUGUGCAGUAUGUCGACGAUAGCUCAGACUGUCAAGCGCCCAAAGACUCAUGUGGAACGAAAGCUAGCAGUCAUAGAGAAGAGGGUAUCUAGUGGAAUCCCCAGUUUCAUAUCCCUCAAGUCUGGACAACGCUAACAACGAUAGGAAUCUCCAUACGUGUUUCAUCUAGGCAUUUAAUUCUUGCGUCGUCCGUUUUUCGUGCGAUGCUUGAGCAUAGAUUCGGUGAAAGCCAGACCCUGCGUACGUUGGGUAGCGUUGAGAUCCCUCUUCCUGAUGACGACCCAGAUGCCUUUUUGAUCAUACUGAACAUUAUUCACGGCCAUUUGCGCCAAGUUCCGCUUCAAGUGGACUUUCAGACGCUGACCCAGCUUGCCAUACUGGUUGACAAGUAUGAGCUACACGAGCGUAUCGAAGUGUUUGCAGGUUUCUGGUUCAAUAAUCUGAUAUCCACUAUUCCCAACUGCUAUACGGAUGAUAUUCCAUCCUGGACGUGUGUCUGCUGGGUCUUUAACAAGCCAGAGGAGUUCAAAAGGGUUACCAGGCUGAUCCUGAGACAUGGACGGGGUACCUUGACCUUCAAUGAGCUACCAGUCCCGUCCUUCGUUGCAGGUGAGCAGUUACCCCUGAUUCACAACUGACCUAGGUAUCAAUGAUGAGUGCAUUGGCUGACUGGCCACAUUGUGGCAGAUGCAAUCAAUAGCCGACGAGAGGAGGCUAUAAGGCGGAUAAUAUCUUCUCUCAUUGGUCAUCUGGAUGACUACCUGGAGAACGAACAUUGUAGCUUCGAGUGUGAUGCUCUGAUGGUUGGUGCCUUGACAAAACGUCUACGGGCAUUUAAUAUCCUGCCACACCGUCCCAAGUCGCCGUAUACCGGCCUCAGUCUCCAAGACUUCAUUCAUCGUUUUCGACAUGGCAUAUAUUUUCCAGCUGCCCAGAGAACGAGCACCUUUUUCUACAGCCACUCGAAGUGUGCCAUCCCUUCUAUUGAUCGCAUGCUGGCAGAAUGUGAACAGCUAUCGGAUGGACUCGAUAUGGCUGACUACAAGUCUGCCCUGACAUUGGCUCUGUGAUUGUAUGCGAGAGGGGUACUUCUAGGCUUCAGGGUAAGAGUACUGUCAUAAACUGUAUAGUGAUGUACAGAGGCGCGUCCAAGUAUUAUUGCUCUGUGACAUUGUUCGAGGACAAUAUUUCACGGUCAUGACGGGC
This is a messenger RNA of Trichophyton rubrum CBS 118892, 1585 nucleotides long. RefSeq lists its product as uncharacterized. The transcript has a single exon. Bases 583 to 1017 code for a protein of 144 amino acids. Lineage: Eukaryota; Fungi; Ascomycota; Eurotiomycetes; Onygenales; Arthrodermataceae. The record is from RefSeq and is a predicted model, not a curated record.